UUCGCCACUACAACCGGCGUCGUCUUCGCCAACCCAGCUGGUGUCGCCUUCUUCACUGGAACCUCUUCCUCCGAACUCGAGUCCGAGUCACUCGACGACUCCGCCUUCUUCGACACCAAAACCGGCGUCUUCACCACUACAACUGGUGUCGUUUUCGUCACGACAGCUGGUUUCGCCCUCUUCACUGAAACGUCGUCGUUUGAAUUCUCGCCCGAGGCAUUUAGUAAUUCACCAUAGUUGUGGACUAUGGACUUAUGCACAUAUUUCUGCACUCCUGAGGAUAUCUUUGAUUGACGAUUUGCAGGAGACUUGCUAUUUUGUUUGUCACUGGCAUUAA
Messenger RNA from Mesocestoides corti, 337 nucleotides. NCBI's taxonomy places the organism in Eukaryota, Metazoa, Platyhelminthes, Cestoda, Cyclophyllidea, Mesocestoididae. The record is from the annotation of a GenBank genome assembly.